This is a messenger RNA of Girardinichthys multiradiatus, 1580 nucleotides long. RefSeq names its product RNA polymerase I subunit F (gene polr1f). Gene Ontology annotation, biological process: DNA-templated transcription initiation; DNA-templated transcription. The coding region runs from base 25 to 1143 and encodes 372 amino acids. Gene Ontology annotation, cellular component: RNA polymerase I complex. Lineage: Eukaryota; Metazoa; Chordata; Actinopteri; Cyprinodontiformes; Goodeidae. The transcript has 4 exons. The record is from RefSeq and is a predicted model, not a curated record.
UUGUUUGUCUUCCUGUCUUGUAGCAUGGCGAACUUGGAGCAUGCUGAAGACGACCAAAGCCACGUGAAAAUGCCCGGUGAACUCCCCGCUGCUGGCUCGCCAGUCAAACCGGGUCAGGAGUCCUGUGCUCCGGGUGGAACCGCGGGCGCUAUCCCCUCAUUCGCGGCCGCCUCGGAGCUGCUGUCGGCUCCGUACUCGUGCCUGGUCCUGAACAACCACCGGAGGCACAUAGCACUGCCACCCGUCUAUCUGAACAAGAAAAGGACGGGGAUAAAGGAGGAGCUGGACGCCGAGCUACUCAAGUUCUCCCACAGUCUGCAUGGAGUUCCUUUAGCGUAUGACAACAUCAGGAUCGCUACCCAGCAUGGCGACAUUUACGACGACAGCGGCUACGUCCACAUGGACAUUGAGGCCAACUUUAUUGUGUUCCAGCCCAAAAAGGGACAGAAACUCCUGGGUAAGGUAAAUAAACUGGGAGUAAGCCACGUGGGCUGCCUCGUACACAACUGCUUCAACGCCAGCAUCCCCAAACCAAAUCUUGUCUCCGCGGAAACCUGGAGGGACGCCGGGCCGAGGAUCGGAACAGAGCUGGAGUUCAAGGUGACCGCGCUGGAUGCGGACGCUGCGGGGGUGCUGCUAAUCAGGGGACAACUCGACAGGACCAGGGUGCAGGAACUGAUGGCUAUGAGUGAGUCAGGCGUUCCUGCUGGCCAGCAAGAACCAAAGGAAGCAGCGCCAGCCCCUGAACCACAGGAAGCGGAACCGGUCCCAGAGCCGAACCAUGACGGCACACCCAAGAAGAAGAAGAAAAAGAAAAAGGAGAAGGAGAGAAUCAAAGAGGAGGAGACAGAGGAAGAUAUAAAAAGGAUACCACCGGGUCAGCUGCACUGCCUCUCAGCACCAGCUCUGAAUGGAUUUACAGAGGAGACAGACACUGGGAUCGCUCCAGAGAAAAAGAAGAAAAAGAAAAAGGAGAAACAUGUGAAAGAAGAGCAGGAGCAGGUGGAGGUCUCUGCUAUGGAGAACCAAAGGAGCUUUAGUGACAAAUCGAGCAAGAAGAGGAAACUUGAAAGCAGGACUGAUGCACCAUCAGCUGACAAUCUAACACUUAAAAAAUCCAAGAAGAGAAAAUGCAACGUUUAGGAGCUCACCUGAAGUAGUAAAUUGCAGUCUCCUGAGGUGCCUUUUAAUGUGAACUCAUUUGCUGGAACAACUUUCAACCAGUUAAAUUAAGUAAAUAAGACGUCUUGCAAAAUAAAAUCAUCACUGGCGUCUUGACUAAGUGAAAUGUAGUUCCAGUACACUGCCUGAUGGUGGAGCAAAACCACCACAGAUGAACACAAUGCCAACCAAAAAUCAGGGGGUGAAAACUCAAAUCUGACAUGAAAUCAACUCAUUUUCCUUGUGUGCCUUUGUAGGGUUUCCUCCUUACAAACAGUCUGUUUUGAUAAAAGCUUGAUCGUCCUCAUAAUGCAUCCAGCACAGUAACAGAGAAGUUUUAGUGAGCGCAUUUUUUCUAGAGUGUUUUAUCUACUUUGAGAACUGCAGAAACUGAAAAUAAAUAUCUGAUUCUCAUCCCA